CAUUACAGAUAAAACUUGACUUCAAGAUCAUGUACCCUGACAAGGAGGAUUGUUUGUAUUCGAAAUGGGAAAUGUUUACGGAAAAAAUUCAACGAUUUUAUGAAACUAAUCUACACAACGAUUUCUGCAAACAGCUCUUUUCUCUUGCUAAAGCUUCAACGAACAAAGAUACGCAAGACUACAUUCUUACAACGCUGCUGAAUGGAGUUCUUCCACCUUCAUCAUGGUUUCAAAGUUCCUGCGGAAAGCUAAGAAAGAAAGCAACAAUAGCAGACUCGCAACAAAGCUUUGUUUUACGAUUAACUUCAAUCAACGAUUACGAAAGGAAAAUUACUGAGUUGAUAAGUAUGUACUAUUCUGCAGGAAUGACAAUACAGCCUUUUAUAAUUGUGGAAGGAAUAGCUGAGGGUGAUAUAACAGGAUUUUGUAUAUAUUUUGAUAAAACAUUGUAUAAAUUUGAGUCGUUUCUAGAAUGCCUAGAUAUCUGUUUCAAAAUUUUUCACACUCUUUGCCUAAAAUAUCCUCAGGCAUGCGAAACUUCUUGGGUUUUUUUACAACAGUUUUUUUUGGAAAUUUAUACUGAAUAUGACUGCAAGCCGGCAAAUUUAACGUCUCUUUUGAAUUUUAUGACAUAUAAUUAAUUGCUUUAAAAUGUUUAUUUGCUUCGAGUGCCACAAAAAAUUUGCAGAAAUUGAUACCUUAAUAUGUCAUUUUAAAGUAGAUCAUAAGCUUUCUACGAAACUUUUACCACUGCAAUGCAAGCAAGAUAACUGUAAUCAAUUAUUUACAAAAUUUACUUCGUUCCGCAAUCAUUUACAAAAUACUCAUACAAAAUUUAAAAACACAUACGAACCAAACGUAACUCCAACUGAAGCUAUAACGAUACCGAUUUUAAGUAAUAAUUUAAGUACGGAAACAGAACCUCAAGAUGUUGAUAAUUCAUCAAUGCAAAAUAUUGUUAAUGAAACUAAAAAUCUAAAGAAAAAGGCACUGUAUUUAUCUUUAAGUUUGUAUGCUCAAAACAAUUUGCCUAGGAAACAAGUAAUCGAUAUUCAGACUAUGGUAUCUUCUUUG
Messenger RNA from Rhagoletis zephyria (snowberry fruit fly), 1074 nucleotides. RefSeq lists its product as uncharacterized. Lineage: Eukaryota; Metazoa; Arthropoda; Insecta; Diptera; Tephritidae. The record is from RefSeq and is a predicted model, not a curated record.